Jatropha curcas is the source of this 3511-nucleotide messenger RNA. Its product is annotated as Agenet and bromo-adjacent homology (BAH) domain-containing protein. Lineage: Eukaryota; Viridiplantae; Streptophyta; Magnoliopsida; Malpighiales; Euphorbiaceae. Gene Ontology annotation, molecular function: chromatin binding. The record is from RefSeq and is a predicted model, not a curated record.
UCAACCCUCACCUCACCUCACCACGCCACACCUCGCCUCACCUCCUUUCUCUCUCUUAUUAAUCAUCACCCGCUUCUGCUUGCAUGCCAAACCCCUGCAACACCUCCCAAACCACUCUCAUAAAAAUGGCCUCUUUCUUUAUUCUUUCUUCCACCUCCACAUGUUCCCUUCGUUCUCUCUUACCUUCAUCGCGCUUUCAUUGCCCACUAGAGAAGCCGCACAGCCUGCUACUGAAACCAAUUUCUUGAACAUUUCACCGCCACCGUCACCGUCACCGUCACCGUCACCAUCACAAUUGCUAUAAUAAAGACCUCUUGGAAUUCAUUUUUGUUGCUUAAUAUUUUUAUUUUCUUUUGUAAUCUGGGCUGCCCAUUUCGUUUUUUUGAUGAUUCUGUUAGUUGAUUUGGUCAAAGCCGUAUCUUGGUGCUGCUUGGCUCUUUCAAGCUUGGAUUUCAGUUUUCUUGAUUUGGUUACUGAUCUGCUUUCAGAUCUUCAAAGCUUAGAUUUCUCUCUUUUCUGGUCAGUUUUCUCCAGCACCUACUUAUUCGGUAGAGUUCUUUGAGUUUAGGCUCAGGCUUGGUAGUGGCUUCUAGGGUUUAUCAAAUAUCAUAACUGCUCGGUACUUUGUGGUUUAAUUGGAUUUUUAACUGAUUAGUUCCUUUUGACCUGUUGCUGGGGGAAGUGAGUUGAUGACGGCUUAGUUGGUUGGUUGGCUUUGAUAAUUUGUCUCACUUGUUAGUUGUUAUAUGGAGAAUCUGUAGCUAGUGGUUAGAGUUUCUGAUCUAAUUUUGUUUCUGGCAUCUUGUCAAAUUUUAUGACAAUCCACUUUUUGUUGUUUUAGCUGUUCCACUUUUGGCAGAAAAAUCAUGGGGUGUGCUAUUGCUAACUUCUUUAUGACAGUAAUUUGUAGCAACAUUCUAGCUUAGUUUGAAGAUUGUACAAUUGUAACGGUUUAGGUAUCCAAUGAGUGGAGUUUUAACCCUUUGCCAUUUCAGUGAAAUUGGUAGGCUACGUAAUUAGGACCGUUUAGUGGGUUUCUUUUGUUAUGUAAGAUCUCUUUUGGUGAUUUCUGUCAACAUGACUGGAAAUGGUAACUGUUUCGUUGAAUGGAAAGAACAAUAUAUUUCUCAGGAGCGGGGGAACCGUGUGGUUCACUAUUUCCUAAAAGAUUCUGCUGGGGAAUCCGUCCUUGCAGUUGUGGGUACUGAGAGGAGUGUUAGGCACAUGUUCUAUGUUGUUGCCGAGGAGUUUGUGCAGGUUUAUGGUGCAGAAAAUUCAAUUCAUGCUGGUUUCAAAUGGAGGUCAAGAAGGGAGGUUGUGGAUUGGCUUACGUCUAUGUUAUCAAAGCAGCAUCUGCAGGGUGAUCGGUCCAAAUCACCGAAACAUGAUUUAGCGCAACCUUUAGACUCUCCUGAAUACUCCAUCAAUGGGUUUGGUUCUCAUCAGCCACAGGGCCGUCUUUCUAGGAACUUGAGUGGACAUAAUUCGGACAUUGUCUGGUCAGGUAUUGCAUGGACAUGUGGAAAGCAGCUCAAGCAUUACCCAGCAUUCUGUCGAAAUGGGAUUACAAUAGCGAUCCAAUCCUUUGUUUUUGUCAUGGCUAAAGAAGAGAACCAUUACCUUGCUUAUUUGGAAGACAUGUAUGAAGACAAGAGAGGACAGAAGAAAGUCAAAGUGAGGUGGUUUCAUCAUAACCAGGAAGUGAAGGGCGUAGUUCCUCUAAGAAACGCACAUCCAAAAGAAGUUUUCAUCACUCCUUAUUCGCAGGUCAUAAGUGCAGAAUGUGUUGAUGGUCCUGCUAUAGUUUUAACACGUGAGCAUUAUGAGGAAUGCUUGGCUUCUUUUCCUAAUGCUUUAUCAACUAGAAUACGUUUGUGCUUUAGGCAGUUCAGAAGCAAUAAGGUGAAGCCUUUUGACUUGAGUAAAUUACGUGGUUACUUUGAUCAACCAAUUCUCUCUUGUUUGAACUCCAAAUCAUUUCCUGGGGCUGAUCCACUGGAACAUGGCCUAGCUGGUGAAGAAAAUGAAGAAGUGAGCCCAGAUGAAAAUGUAAAGUUGGGAUCCAAGAGAACCAGGAGAAGUAGGGGGGGUGAAACAUUGGUGACAGGUCAUUCAGGAGUUGGAAUUACUGGUAGCCGGAUGAUGACUUUUGAGCCUUCUUAUUUCAACUUAAGAAAUGCUAUGUCAGGCAAAAGAUUGCUUCCCCUCAAGCACGUUGAAUCCCAACUUCGAUGCAGUCAACUGUUUAAAGUUGAUGAGAAGAUUGAAUUAUUGUGCCAAGAUAGUGGUAUAAGAGGCUGCUGGUUUAGGUGUACAGUCUUGCAAGUGUCCCGAAAACAGAUAAAAGUUCAAUAUGAUGAUUUAAGGGAUGAAGAUGAGUAUGGCAAUCUUGAGGAAUGGAUCCCAGCUUUCAAAUUAGCGGUGCCUGAUAAACUUGGCAUGAGGCGCUCAGGCCGUCCAACAAUUCGACCGGCACCUUCUGCAAAUGAACAAACUGAUCUUGCUCUUGAGAUUGGCUCUGCAGUCGAUGCAUGGUGGAGUGAUGGCUGGUGGGAAGGGGUGGUAACUGGAAUCGAUAGUAGCAAUGAUCAUAUGCUACAAGUUUAUUUUCCUGGUGAAAACUUCUUCUUGAGCAUACACAAAAAGGACGCAAGAACUUCCAGAGAUUGGGUGGGAAACCAGUGGAUUGAUAUUCAGGCUAAACCUGACAUACUUUCAGCUAUAUCUACAUCCAUUAGCCCAGACUCAAAAAUGUCCAUGUCUUCAACUGUUGCCAAGGACAUGAAGCCUGAUGACUUUGCUAUGUUCAACACUGAAGUUCCUAAUAGCACUGUACCCAAUAACAUGGAAGAGAAAAAGCCCGACAUAGCUACAUUAACCAGUACUGAUAACAUUGCAGAAGACAUGGACUGUGAUGAUGAUAGGAAGCCUCCAGUUUCAGAUAACAAAGCCGAGGAGGAUGGUGGUAGUGACAUAAACAUCGUUCAUGAUAAAAAAGAUGAAGUUCAAGGUAACAAUGAUGUUGAUGAGGUUGAUAAUGGUGUUAAAAAAAAUGACGACAAGAUGGAUAUGGAGGUGUUCGAUACUUCUGAUAAGAAUUGUAAUGCUAUGGAGCUCAUGGAAGUGACAGCAUGAGAUGUUUGAAGCAGGCUUGUAUCGCAUUAGCUCAUGAUUGUUGUGAUGAUACUAAUACAGAUAGGUUUCAUUUGGUGGUCACUAGAAAGAGUGUCUGUAAAUAUUUAACAUGAGGAUUCUCAAAAACUUAAUGCGCCAUAACUGAGUUUGGUGUUCAUAGGUGUACAGGAAUCAUAUUAGGUAUUUUUAUUUUCUGUUGUAACUGUUGUGGUAAUGAUAAUUGGGAUUGGCAUUGGCAUUUGAAUUCCUUCAGUAAGAAGCCCCUAAUUGAGUCAGAUCUGCCAAGUGGUUUCUCACUUGAUUUGCUUCUUGCUUGUAAUUUGUACUCUCAUAAUAUUAAAAUUACUUAUAUAUUCUGUACUCCUUUCAUGUGCUA